Messenger RNA from Colletotrichum phormii, 1167 nucleotides. RefSeq lists its product as uncharacterized. The record is from RefSeq and is a predicted model, not a curated record. Bases 1 to 1167 code for a protein of 388 amino acids. The transcript is spliced from 2 exons. NCBI's taxonomy places the organism in Eukaryota, Fungi, Ascomycota, Sordariomycetes, Glomerellales, Glomerellaceae.
AUGGCCAACUCAAAACCCUCACCCUCAAAAUCCUCACGACCACCCCUUCUAACAACCCUCUUCGCCCUCCUCUUCACCCUCCUCACAGCCGCAGGCGUCUACUUCAUCCGCAUCCAACCAGUCAUCACCCCCUUCUCCCAAAACCUCACCGAUCUCGUCGAAGCACAAAAACUCCAAGAUGGCUCCCGCCUCUACACGACCUACACCGGUCUCAAACCCCUCGACAUCGCCCUCACCUACCUCGUCGCCUCCUUCGCCCAAGGGCCCCUGGGUCUCCACGAGGCGGCGAGAAUCCAGCAGAUUCAUUUUCUGCUAAACUUCUUCCCGGCCGUGGUGAUCUGGAACGUCGAGGCCUAUCGGUCCAGGAACCGAUGGGGUUUCCUUAGCUUCCACGCCGCCUGGGCAACCCUCUACCAAACAGUCGGCGGCGGCGUCAUAAUCCCCCUCUACCACCUCGUCUACACCCUCCUCACCACAAAGAAAACCUACCUCGUCUCAGGCGGCGCCGUGCCCCUCCCCCUCGCAAAGGCCCUCCUCCCAUCAACCCUCCUCCUCUUCGCCCUCCCCACCGCAGCAAUGUACUUCCCCUAUUCCUCACCCCGCCUGUCCCAAAACCUCAUCGCCUUCUGGCAGGUGUCCCCCGUCAUCCUCAACGCCGGCAUAUGGCUCCUAGCAAGCACAAUCUACAAGUCCUCCUCUUCCCAAACCCCCGAGACCAAGACCACCACCCGCCAGCGAACAACCCUCACCCUCGCCCGCCUCUACACCGCCUCCGCCCUCGUCGCCGCAACAUCCCACUUCUACACCCUCUACACCCUCCUCACAUCCACCAACAAAUCCCUAACCCUGAUUAACGUCUUCCUGCCCCUAAACGACGUCUCAAACGGCGACGUCGCCACCAGCCUCUUCCAGCUCUUCCAAUGGGACUUUUGGCUCAUCUUUGGCUCCUCGAGGCUGUGGUGCGCGCUCGUCGUCUACGAUGUCCAGAAGCAGCUGCACGGCAGGGUCAACCUGAAAAAGUUUUUCUGGUACUACACCUUGACCAAUAACUUGAGCUUGAUCGUCGGACCCGGGGCCGUGUUGGCAGGUGUCUGGCGGUGGAGGGAAGAGCGGCUGGUUGAGAUUGAGGCGGCGGCUGGUCGUCAGCAAAAGGAGCAUUCUCUCUAG